Fonsecaea erecta is the source of this 438-nucleotide messenger RNA. RefSeq lists its product as hypothetical. The coding region runs from base 1 to 438 and encodes 145 amino acids. The record is from RefSeq and is a predicted model, not a curated record. The transcript has a single exon. NCBI's taxonomy places the organism in Eukaryota, Fungi, Ascomycota, Eurotiomycetes, Chaetothyriales, Herpotrichiellaceae.
AUGUACUUUAUUAGCUUGCUAUCUAUUUGGAUCACCAGCUCGCUGUUCACCGCUGCCGUCGCAACGCCAGUCGUGAGGAAAUCGCUGAAUCCCAAAAUCCUCAGGGUUAGAUCACCCGUCACGAACUCAGCCUUCUCCUCAGACUGGCCGACCAAUGUCGUUAUGGUCGGAGGAUCCCAGACGUAUGGCUUUUGGGUUCCCGAGGACGGUACCUGGUAUGAUCUAGGAAACAUCGAAUGUCUCGGCUUGCCGGCUUAUGCAGUCGGCGACUGUAACGAUGUGACCAUUGACCAGAUCGGCGUCGUGGCGGGAUAUGGACCGUGCAGUUUUGUUGGCAACAACGGCUAUUCGUCCACCAUUGAUGGCGCCGCCGGCGAUGGCUACUACACGGUCGGUCCGCCCCAGAACAUCAUGUCUGCCGCGUGUGGUUCUUCGUGA